Messenger RNA from Linum tenue, 1510 nucleotides. NCBI's taxonomy places the organism in Eukaryota, Viridiplantae, Streptophyta, Magnoliopsida, Malpighiales, Linaceae. The record is from the annotation of a GenBank genome assembly.
UUGGCAUCGUCAUCGGCAUCGGCGUCGUCUUCUGCUGCUGCUGCUGCGGCUUCCUCCUUCGGUGUUAACUGUUUCCGCAGCACGCAGCGAUCGGUCGACUUGCCACUUAUCCAGAACUUUGGGGACAAUUGGAAUUUUGCUUUAACCCAUGACUUCGAGGUGUUUAAUUUCAUUUCCUGGUUAAAUUGGCUCAUGGCAAAGAGUGGUAGAUCCCAACGCAGGGCUUCUUUCAGACAGUACAGGAUGGCUCCAUACCAGUUGCCGACUUGUGAUAGUCACAUUGGAGAUGAAUGCUGCCCAAACAAUAAGGGCUCCAAAGGAUUGUUCGAUAAGAAAGACUGGGAAGACGUGACUUGUUCUGUUUGCAUUGAGUGCCCACACAAUGCAGUUCUGCUGCUGUGCUCCUCUCAUGACAAGGGUUGCCGUCCCUAUAUGUGUGGGACUAGCUUCCGUUACUCCAAUUGUCUGGACCAAUACAAGAAAGCAUACACGAAUGGUGACGCCGAGAAGUGUGAGAUCUCGGAGCUUGCCUGCCCUCUUUGUAGGGGGCAAGUGAAAGGGUGGACUGUGGUGGAGCCUGCCCGUGAAUAUCUGAAUUCCAAGGAGAGAAGCUGUAUGCAGGAUGAUUGUUCUUUUGCUGGAACUUACAAGGAGUUGAGGAAGCACAUGAAGGGGGUUCACCCUUCUGCAACACCACGUGGAGUAGAUCCGCAGCUGGAACAGAAGUGGCGAAGGCUGGAGCGGGAACGUGAGCACGAUGAUGUCAUCAGCACAAUAAGAUCUACGAUGCCCGGGUCAUUGGUUUUUGGGGAUUACGUGAUUGAGAGAAACCAUGGUGGUGAUUCAGAUGAUGAUGAAGAUGUGGGGUUUGAGAUUCAGGCUGCAAACAGGAGCGGAGGAGAAGGAUUUGUGGGUUUUGAUAGGAACCUGGCGAAUGUGUUCAUGAUGUUGCAUGCCUUUGGUUCAUCAGGUGAAGAGUUUAGCAGGAGGCUUCCACAGCGGGAGAUGCCAGAUCCCCACACCUCUCGAGUUGGUGGAUUCAUUUCCUUUGAUGAAGACAUUGACCAUCGUCAUGGCUACGAUGAGAUGGCAGACGAUGAUGGUGGUGGCAUGUCAUCAUUUGUUUCUCAUCGUUCAGGUAGACGACGUAGGCGUAGGGACAUGGACAGAGGUAGCAGAUGACAAGCCAUUUCAUGCCAUUGUAAGCAGGGAGAUCUUGCUGGUCAACAAUAAACAUCAUUCUUUUUCAGGAAAAUGGGGAUUGACAAUGAUCUCAUGGGAUUGUGUAUUUUCGCAUAUGUGCAUUUGUACAAUUGUUACAUUUAGAGAACUUGGCUCGUGGAAGAUGGCUGCAUAAGGCUAUUUCUUCUGCUCUGUAUCUGUAGUUUCCUUGUUGAUAUUGUAAACUGAAGCUCAAGUUGCUGAUCAGCUCAGCAGUUGGCUUUUGUUACUAAUCGUACAUUGGUCAUGUACACAAGUUGGCCACUGGAAAUGGCUUAAUGAAGCAUCU